CAUACGCACGCACACUCUCACGAGCGCAUUCAGAUUAUAUUUGUGAGAGAACGCAGAGAGAAACAGUUGAUGACGGAGCUGCAUGCUGGAUGUUUCUGACCAACACCGGUAACAACUAACCGACUAGUGAGCUGAAGAAUCUGAGCUGCAGCAAAAUCAACUGUAAAGAUGUAUUGAUCAGGCUGCAGAGCCCUGAAGACAAACAUUUACAGACAUGAUCCUUUAUUCUCCCUGAGGAACUGACCAAUCAGCAGCCAGGAUGAUGCCCAAGCAGCUGGCUCAAACGUCUCCAGGGAGUGUGUUGUCGUUGAGAGGGCCCAGCGUCCCAGGAUCCCCUGCAGCCGCCAUCGUGGCCAGAGUGGAGGACGGGGUUAUCGGCUAUAAAGAUUUGGCAGCGUUACCAAGAGACAAAGCCAUCCUGGAUAUAGAGAGACCAGAUCUGAUGAUCUACCACCAGCACUACAGCUACAGCCCACUGGAGAGGUCCUUGUCUCCUCGCUCCAUCUCUCCUCCUCUCUCCCCUGAGAAGGAGUGCAGGGAGUGGCUGGGGAGCCGCUCUCCUGGAGGUUCCUCCCCUUGUUCCACCAUCCAGACUAGCAGGACACACAGCACACACACACCACCAACACCAAACACACCAAACACACCAAACACACCAAACACACCAAACACUCAAUCUUCUGGUACCAAGAGCACCAUGCAGCACUUCCACAGGCCUGAAAAUGGCUCCAACAUCUAUAAGAAGCCUCCCAUCUACAAACAAGGUAUGUUACACACACAUUUACUUCCUCUCCGUUUGUCAAUCUCUCCUUGUCUCCUCUCCUCCUCUUGUUUCUUUUCUUUGUCACCUCUCCCCCUCAACUUAUUUAUUUGUUUCCUCUCGCAUGUGCUUGUUUCCCCUCCUCUCUAUACUUGUCUCCUCCUCCCUCUAGAGAAGGAGUGGAGGAAGAAGGAUCAGAGAGAUGAAGAUGUGGAGGAGGAUGGAGAGCUGGAUGAUGAGCUGUGGGGACUGAGAGCACUUCAGAAGCAAGAACUUAACAAGAUUCAGUCAAAUCUGGGGAAAAUCAUCCUUAAGGAGGAGUUGGAUAAAUCUGCAGCUCCUUUGAGGAGGAAAACUCGCUCACUACCGGACCCACAUCAGCACGCUGGGUCCAACGCCUCCAGGUCUGUGUAUUUCCCAGCAUCUUCUAAGAGUGGCCUGUCCAGGGUGAGUGCUGCUGAACAUGAACGUCCAAUCACAGCAGAGUUUACAGAAGGUGGUGAGGAACAUGUUUCUGUUUGUUUUCAGCUGAAGUCAGCAGAGUUCAGCUCGUCUGAGAAAACUUCUGCAGAUAUUCAGAACGGAGACUCCAGGAUGGACAGAGGAAACUCUCUCCCCAGCAUGUUGGAACAUAAGAUAUGCCCUUAUGAGAUGCUGGUGGUGACCCAUAGAGGGCGACGCAAACUGCCCCCUGGUGUGGACAGAACCAGACUGGAGAGACACCUCUCGCAGGAGGAGUUCUUCAGUGUUUUCGGGAUGUCCAUCGAGGAGUUUGACCGCCUCUCUCUCUGGAAGAGAAACAACCUGAAGAGGAAAGUUUGUCUCUUCUGACACUGCUGAGACCGAAUCUCUCACAAUCCCCCUUGCUCCUCCUGGAUCACUGCAGGGUCCUGAAACCACACAGACUUAAUAUUAUCAGCACCACCACCAUCAUCAUCACAGUCUGGCGCUCAGUGAGACGUCAGGUUUGAUUCACAGUGAACGUUUGAAUGAAAGCAGAGUGGUUUGAGAUUCCUGCUGCACACGUGAACUCCGGCUACAGAGCUGCAGAACUUUAGUUUAAUAAGCUUCAGUUUCUAAACUACAGAGCGAGCACAAAGAACCAACCUGCCAGAGCAGGUAAAGGUAAAAAAAACUCCACCAGAGAGAAAAGCCAACUCCAGUGGGUUUAAACUGAGGGUGAGGAGCCCGGUCACACCAGCAUGAUUAACAUCAGAUAUUUGAACUAAAUUAAUUUAAUUUCGGAGAAAUUGCUGCAAUCAAUAGAUUCUCUUCCGAAGGCAAAUGUGUGGUUGUUUACAUAAAGUUCAAGGUUGGGCAACUUUGAAAAGCAAAUUUGCUUUGAAACUGUAUGACAGUCCAGAGGAUA
Etheostoma cragini (Arkansas darter) is the source of this 2129-nucleotide messenger RNA. It is a transcript of the gene dmtn, whose product is annotated as dematin actin binding protein. Lineage: Eukaryota; Metazoa; Chordata; Actinopteri; Perciformes; Percidae. Gene Ontology annotation, molecular function: actin filament binding. Bases 260 to 1591 code for a protein of 443 amino acids. The transcript is spliced from 16 exons. The record is from RefSeq and is a predicted model, not a curated record. Gene Ontology annotation, cellular component: plasma membrane; actin cytoskeleton. Gene Ontology annotation, biological process: actin filament bundle assembly; cytoskeleton organization; lamellipodium assembly.